Candidula unifasciata is the source of this 942-nucleotide messenger RNA. Lineage: Eukaryota; Metazoa; Mollusca; Gastropoda; Stylommatophora; Geomitridae. The record is from the annotation of a GenBank genome assembly.
AUGACCAACAUCAUCAACAUCAUCGUCUUCUCCAAGAUUGGGUUCUCAGAAAGUUCCACCGUGGUUCUUUUUGGGCUCGUACUCUCCGAUCUAGGAUUUCUAUUCCUAAGCUGCGUUUCCCAAACUCUUGAUAUUUUGGACUCGGCUGUUGGCCUUCGACCUUUGGAACCGUUCAAGCAAUUUGCAUAUCAAGUUCUAUGGUGGUACAACAUGUUCUAUGACGUCACGAUUCUCCUAACCGUAUUUAAUGCCGUGCAGAAGUGCGCAUGCGUGGCCAUCCCCCUGACUUUUAAAAGUAUUUUUACAACUUCUCGGUCGAUUAAAGUUACAGUUGUCAUCUAUAGUGCUGCUGUUAUUUACUACGUGCCAAUUUUUGCUAGCCCGGGAACAUGGACCCGGUUCGAUUACUCCCGCAACUGGACACGGCUAUAUAAUUAUUAUUACCCCCAGAAUAAAUUAGCAUUCACUGUUGUGCAUAUAUUCAGCCGAAUCAUUCUCCCUUUGGUGUCUCAAGUCAUUGUCAUCUUCUGUAUGAUUGUGCUGAUAUACAAACUCAGAGAAGCUCAAAGAAAUAGACGCAGUAUGGGGUCUGGAACCGAACUCCCAGCCAACACGUACAACCGGAUAUCUCAGCAAAGUCACAAAAAUACCGCAAGAGAAAUUCGAGCGAUCCAAACAGUGACGCUUGUGUCGGCCAUUUUUGUUGUGUGCAACAUGCCAGAUAUUCUGAUCACAUUUACCAACAAAUUUUACCCCGCGUUUGGUGACGCCAUGAAAUAUGAAGGAGCCUUCAAGAUGUGUAGCGCUAUUCAAGAUGUGUUCGCGGUCAUCAAUUCGGCCGUGAAUAUUUUCGUGUAUUUGAAGUAUAAUUCGAAAUAUCGUCGAAAGUUUACGGAGAUUAGGCAGAAAGCCUGUCGUUUUCCUAAGAGGCUUAGCACUUAA